AUGGCUCGACGAUCCUCUCAGCCCGCUCCCGCAGAGGCGGCACCCAAGCGACGCGCCUCUACGAGGCUGUCAGCCUCGCACGGCGAGGUCAAGCGAGUCAAAUCCAAUGCCACAUUGUCUGGGAAGAGUACGAGCAAGAAAAGCAAGUACUUUGAAGCAGACAGCUCCGACGAGCCGUCCAGCGACUCGGAAGAUGGUGAUUCCGGAUCCGCUUACGAAGGAAACGAGUCGGAAGCAUCCCCAGACCCUGAAUCAGAGGAGCUGCAAGACAGCGAGGAAGAAGUCCGAGCUAAAGGAGGGCAACGACGGAAGGGCGGUUCGGGCGCGAAGGCAGAUCCAGGAAAGGAAUUGUGGCGUGAAGCCGAAACCACGAGACGCCGGGGCGUAAAGUAUCAGGAUGAGACGCUCCACCCCAACACGAAGCUUUUCCUGUUGGAUCUGGCCAAGAACAAUGACCGACAAUGGUUCAAAGCGCACGAUCCCGACUUCCGCGCGGCAAAGAAGGACUUUGAGACGUUCGUCGAAACCCUGACGUCGAAGAUUGCCGAGAAAGAUGCCACGAUCCCCGAGCUGCCAACUAAGGACUUGAUUUUUCGUAUUUAUCGCGAUAUUCGGUUCAGCAAGAACCCCUUGCCAUACAAGAUCCAUUUCUCAGCUGCAUGGUCACGCACGGGCAAGAAGGGCCCUUAUGCAGCCUACUAUGUGCAUUUCCAGCCCGGCUCGAGUUUUGUCGGCUGCGGUCUCUGGAACCCAGAGGCUGACGCGUUGGCAACGCUUCGAGAGGACAUCGACGAGAACGCGCAAGGCUGGAAGGAGAUUCUGCGGGCACCCGACAUGCGUCGAGAGUUCCUGAACAAUGCACCUGACGAUGAUGACGCAGUGGUGAGGGCCUUUGCCCAUCACAACAAGGAAUCGGCCCUGAAGACCAAACCUAAGGGCUACGAGGCUGACAAUGCAAACAUCGAGCUGCUGCGGCUGCGCAGUUUUACCAUCGGACGACCCAUCACAGACGCGGAAAUCAUGGCAGCGGAUGCGCAGGACCGGAUCGUCUCGUUGAUUGGAAUCAUGGAGCCCUUCGUGACGCAUCUCAAUAGCGUGGUAAUGCCCGAUCCAUAA
Molecule: messenger RNA, 1116 nt
Organism: Penicillium chermesinum
Lineage: Eukaryota; Fungi; Ascomycota; Eurotiomycetes; Eurotiales; Aspergillaceae
Product: DUF2461 domain-containing protein
Exons: 9
Coding region: 1-1116 (371 amino acids)
Source: RefSeq, a predicted model, not a curated record